Molecule: messenger RNA, 4524 nt
Organism: Apodemus sylvaticus (European woodmouse)
Lineage: Eukaryota; Metazoa; Chordata; Mammalia; Rodentia; Muridae
Gene: Fam120b
Product: family with sequence similarity 120B
Exons: 12
Coding region: 327-2684 (785 amino acids)
Cellular component (GO): nucleus
Source: RefSeq, a predicted model, not a curated record
AAGCGGAAGUGAGCACGCCGUAGACUGCGCGUCUGAAAGCUGGUUGACGCAUCUGCAGUCACUGCUGAGCUUUGGGGUAGGCCAGGCUGGGCGAUCAGCCCUCGAUCUCUGCUGCGCCUCUCCCUUCCCCGGGCUCCUUCCAGCAUCAGGUCCGCUAUCCUCGCCGUGGCCACGCCCCGCCACAUCCUGGCUGCUCUGCACCCUGACUUUUCCUCCCUGGUGGAGAGGGAGAGGCAGCAGUCCUCCUGCAGGUGGAGCGGGGUGGAGACUCUUCCUGAUCCCAGCUGCAGGACACUGAGGACUAGCGAGAUUCAUAAAACCCAAUUAUGGGUGUAAGAGGUUUGCAGGGGUUUGUGGGAAGCACGUGCCCACAUAUAUGCACAGUCGUCAACAUGCGCGAGCUGGCAGAACAACACCGGAGCAAGUACCCUGGCUGCACGCCCACCAUCGUGGUGGACGCCAUGUGCUGUCUCCGAUACUGGUACACACCGGACUCUUGGAUCUGCGGCGGCCAGUGGAGAGAGUACUAUUCUGCUUUGAGAGAUUUCAUUACAGCCUUCACCUCUGCCGGCAUCAAGCUGAUAUUCUUCUUUGACGGCAUGGUGGAGCCGGGUAAGCGAGAUGAAUGGGUGAAGCGUAGACUUAAAAACAACAGGGAGAUAUCCAAGAUUUUCCACUACAUCAAGUCAAAGAGAGACCAGCCCGGCAGAAACAUGUUCUUCAUUCCCUCUGGUCUGGCCAUAUUUACACGGUUUGCCCUGAAGACGUUGGGCCAGGAGACUUUCUGUUCGUUACAGGAGGCGGACUACGAGGUGGCUUCUUACGGCCUCCAGCACAACUGUCUUGGGAUCCUUGGGGAAGACACCGACUACUUAAUUUAUGACACCUGCCCCUACUUCUCCAUUGGCGAUCUCUGCCUGGAGAGCCUCCAGACUGUCAUGCUCUGUCGAGAGAAGCUCUGUGAGAGCCUGGGCCUCCAUGUGGCAGACCUGCCCCUGCUGGCCUGUCUGCUCGGCAAUGACAUCACUCCCGAGGGCAUGUUUGAAAGCUUCCGGUACAAGUGCUUGUCAUCCUAUGCGUCUGUGAAAGAGAAUGCAGGCAAAAAGGGAAAUAUUAUCUUAGCCGUCUCAGACUAUAUCUCCAAAGUUCUUCAUUUGUAUCAAGGUGAGAAGAAGUUAGAGGAGAUGCUGCCCUUGGGGCCCAACAAAGCUCUUUUUUAUAAAGGAGUGACAUCAUAUCUUCUGCCGGGGCAGAAAUCCCCGUGGUUAGUUCAAAAACCCAAAGGCAUAAUAACAGACAAGCAAAUGGUGAGCUUAAACCCCGAAUCCAAGCAAGAAGUCCCUAUGUGUGUAGAUUCUGAAUUCAAGCAAGAGGUUGCUGUGUGUACUAAUCCCGAGUCCAUGCCAGAGGUUCCCAUGUGUACGGAUCCUGAGCCCACCCAGGAGGCUUCCAUGUGCUCGGAUCCCGACUCCAAACAAGACGUUCCCAUGUGCACAGAUCCCGACUCCAAGCCAGAAGUUUCCCUGUGUACAAACCCAGAGAGCAAACCAAGCUUACCUUCCGAAAUAGACACCGAAUUUAAUCUAGAAGCCCUCAUGUGUACACAGCCCGAAGUCAAACAAGAAGACGCCAUGGAUACGGAACCCGAAAUAAAGCAAGCAACCAUGGUUUCAGAGUCUGACAUCUUAAAGGUCGCCAGGAUGCACCACGUCCACUCCGAAAGCUACCUAGUGUACAACAUCAUGAGCAGUGGAGAGAUAGAGUGUAGUAACACCCUGGAGGAUGAGCUGGACCAAGCCCUGCCGAGCCAAGCCUUCGUCUACCGCCCAGUCCGGCAGCGAGUUUACUCACUCUUACUCGGGGACUGGAAAGACGAAGCCAGCACCGGCCCAGUGGUCAAGGAGUGGUUUGUGUACCCUGGUAACGCCCUGAAGCACCCGGACCUAGUUAGGCCUCUGCAGAUGACCGUCCAAGGGGGAACGCCUAGCUUGGAAGUCUUGUGGCUGAGCCAUGAGCCAGCAGCGCAGGCCCUGCGCCUGGACACGUUGCUAGCCUGCUUCAACCUCUCCUCCGCAAGAGAAGAGCUGCAAGCAGUCGAAAGCCCGUUGAGAGCCCUGUGCUGCCUCCUGGUCUACCUCUUUGUCCAGGUGGACACUCUUUCCCUGGAAGAUCUGCAUGCAUUUAUUGCUCAAGCCUUGUGCCUCCAAGGAAAAUCAACCUCCCAGCUUAUGCACUUACAGCUGGACUACAUUAACUCCAGAGCUGUGCAGCUGGGCUCCCUCCUCGUCCGCGGCCUCACCACACUGGUACUAGUCAACAGCGCCUGUGGCUUCCCCUGGACCACAAGCGAGUUUAUGCCCUGGAACGUCUUCGAUGGCAAGCUUUUCCAUCAGAAGUACCUGCAGUCUGAAAAGGGGUAUGCAGUGGAAGUUCUUCUGGAACAAAACAGAUCGUGGCUCACCAAGUUCCACAACCUGAAGGCAGUGGUCUGCAAGGCCUGCUCCAAGGAGAACCGACGCAUCGUGGGCAGAGCACACUGGAACUCUCAUUACUCAGGGAGGCAAGGGAGACAGGGCCAUGGCUCCUACAGGACAGGCUCCACACGCGGCCAUUCCGGGCAGUCAUGGAGAAACCAGGGUUCAGGGGGCAGACAGCAUGAACAUGACCACUGGAGAAGAUACUAGGUGUUGUACAGAAGAGUGCAGAAAAAGCAUGAGUGCCCAGACUCCGCCCUCCUUCCGAGGUGAUCAGAGUGACAUCACCCAGUCUCAUCAGCAAGGAUAGCAGCUGGGACCACACUUUGAAGGAAGGAGAAAUUGCCUUUCAGAGGUUUCUCCUACACAUACUAUAAAAAGAGCCCAUUGCUUUGUCUCAGCGGUUGCCCCUGGCUCCGUGACCCAGAACACGUGAUGCUGACAUUGAGAAUGCUCUCCUGACCUUAGCAGGAGGCUCCUUCCAAACAUUUUCUUACUAUUAAAUAGUGAAAACAUUUCCUCAAAUCAUCAGUCUUUGAAAUCAUGAUGUCUUCUUAUUUUUCAGUUAUCGUGAAAAGGUACCAUGGCCAAAGCAUUUACUAAAGAAAGCAUUUAAUUUGGGUCUGCGAGUUCCAGAGGGUCAUAGAGCCUAUGACCAUCAUGUUGGGGUACACGGCGAGGGCCAGCCAACUGGGAAUGGCUCCUAUGACCAUCAUGUUGGGGUAAACGGUGAGGGCCAGGCGAGGGCCAGCCAACUGGGAAUGGCUCCUGGUUUUGAAACUUCAAAGCCCACUCCCCAGCGACACACCCCCAAAGCCACGCCCUCUCCAGGAAGACCACUCCUAAUCUUUUCCACCAGCUGGAGAGCAAGCUUUAGCUCCUGGGGCCAUUCUCAGACCACCAACCAUGAUAUCUAAUAGCUAUACAGUCUGUCAGAAAUUACUUCAUCAGAGAAUCUAACAGAAGUAAGUAUCAUCUAUUUUUUUUCUUGAUCCACAAAGUAUUUGGAUAGAAAAAAAAAAAACAACUAAAUCGCUUUCUUGUGGGAGAGUUGGUUCUGCUUAGAGGAAAGAUGGCUCAGCAGUUCAGAACAGUGGCUGCUCUUCCAGAUGCCCGUCACCCACAUCCGCCACACACGGUGGCUCACAACUGUCUGUAACCACAGUUCCAGGGGAUCGAAAGCCUCCACCGGCCUCUCUGAGAACCAACACACAAGUGAUGUCCAGACAGGCACACAGGCGAAACACCUGUAGAGAUGAAAUAAAAGUUUUUUUUUUAAAAAAAGAUUUUUAAAGAAGCGGUGGGGUAAGCUUAAGGUAAGCUCCUCCUUGAGGUUCUUCCCUGACUCCCCUGGGGAUCCAGAGGAGCUGAGCCUGUCCAGGCCCCUUACGGCCCUGCGCAUUCUGGGGACACUUAGUUCCCUCGGGGGAUGCAAGCAGUCUGGUCACUGGAAGACGUGUCCUUUCAGUGCUCCUGUCUAAGAUUUUAAUAAGCUCCUAAAACGUCCCUUUUCAUCUUAACACUGACAGUUUCCCGACCACCGGCUCGACCGUGCUGUGUGGAGCUCUUGGGUUUGCCAGAAAGGUAUAGAUCUAUUUCCCGCCUUGGAGCAUGCUAUGUGUUCAGUUCCUGAAGGACGUCAGCACAGUGCAUCGCAGAUCCUGUAGCUGCCAUGACUUUGCUGCCUAGAUUUGGAACUGGCUUUUCCGGUCCUUCCCUCGAAUGCUGUCUUCUUCCUUUCUGCGUCUUUCAAACAUUGCUGCCUUUAGAAGUUCUGUCCCUUGGCUGUUUACUUGUGUAACUUUUAAUCAAGAUUCUGAUCUCUUAGAUUGAAAGUACAUUUCUAUGAAAGUUGUUUUCCGUCACAGAAGCUGCAUCCCGACUUGUCAAUAAAAUGCGUACGUCAGUCACAAGUUUAAAUAAACCACUGUGUUGAUGGAGUGUUUAUCACAUGUAGAGCCUUUCCAGUGACAGCAUUGCUGACGUUUUCCGGUCAAGUCUUGUGAUAGAAUUUCCACAUAUAAAAUAAAAUAAAAUAAAAAUACAUUUU